Molecule: messenger RNA, 832 nt
Organism: Arabidopsis arenosa
Lineage: Eukaryota; Viridiplantae; Streptophyta; Magnoliopsida; Brassicales; Brassicaceae
Source: the annotation of a GenBank genome assembly
UAUAAUCUUUCACACUCUCACAGUAUUCUCUCUUCAUCGAUGGCUUCUUUUGCUCUGAAACCCAUUUUUUGUUUCAUUGCUGUUUUUUGCUUCAUUGUCCACAAUGUUGAAGCUAGAGAAGGUAAGCUCUUCUUUAGCAAGUUCACUCACAUAGAUCGGCCUAACAACAAAGAGGUGGCUCUAUCUCCAGCUCCAGCUCCCGGACUAGCUCAAGCUAAUGGAAGACUCGGAGAUGGGUCUUUCGGGCCGGGUUCGGGUAUGAUUCCUCAAACCAAAGAGUCAUGGCCGGUUUCAUCUACCACCACAGACGAAGACUUUGAGAAAUUGAUGGCUACAUUUGACGAAGAAAAGAAUACUCAGUUACCUGAGGCAUUCGAGGAAGAAGAAGAGUCCGAAGAUUCGGAAGAUCUCAAUGAGCAAAAGGAUAAGUAUAACAACAACAAUAAUGGAAACACUUACACUACUAAUAACAACUAUAAUGACAAUGGGAGAGGUUACGGUAAUGACGAAGAGAAGCAAGGGAUGAGUGAUACAAGGUUUAUGGAGAACGGUAAGUAUUUCUACGACACAAGAGGUAGGAAUUCAGAAAACACCCCUAGUGGUGGGUAUGAGAAUGCUCGAGGAAAUGAUCAUCCCAACGAGUUUGAAACUAUGGAAGAAUACUACAAGAGCUUGGAGGGUAGUCAACAAGAGUAUGAGCCUUAGAAAGAAAUGGUAUUUGAGAAAACAAAACACCUUUUGGAGUAAUUGUGCAAUCUUCAUUUACUUGUCUUUUAUGAAAAGUGAAACGAAAAAACACUUUAAGUUAUACAAAUCAAAGCUGAGUUAUAUU